Peromyscus maniculatus bairdii (prairie deer mouse) is the source of this 3014-nucleotide messenger RNA. The record is from RefSeq and is a predicted model, not a curated record. Lineage: Eukaryota; Metazoa; Chordata; Mammalia; Rodentia; Cricetidae.
GUGGGGUGGAGGCCCGGGAGUGGAGACAUUCCUCAACUUUGUGGGACGUGAACAGUGAUGGUGGGCAGGGAGGAGGGGCUGAUGCGGCCCGGUUACUCCGUCUCCUAACUUGAGUGGGCCUCUGCAUACCAGCUGUUUGGGAAGGAACUGCUCACCCAGGCUUCCUGGGAAAGCCGUCUACUUAGAGGGCAGGAAGAGAACAACAGGGUCCUGGGAAAGUGAAGGAGAGAGUGAGUGACCAGGCCUCCAGUCCAGGGGGGAGGGGAUGGAAGGGGAGGAGGACGUGGUUGUUGCUCGUCUGGGAGACUCAGGAGGUCUCGGCUGAGGUCUUGGCUGGUGGAAAAACCUGGCUUGAUGUGGCCCCAGGGAAGUGAGUUGCGGGAGGCGGAGACUGCUCUGGUGGGAAGCAGAGCAGAGAUUUCCCCCCCCCACACUUUGGGAAUUUUUAACUCUAUCUGAGCCACGUACUUGACACCAACACCACCCCAAGCCGUUUUUUUUAAAGGAACUAUUCACUUCCCAUCCUGCACCGACCUGUGUCCCUAUUUGUGGGGAAACCAGUCACCCGUCCCCAUCUGGCCACAGGCUGGGGGGUGGGGGGGGUCACCGGAGGUAACACUCUAGGAGGAGGAGGCCAGAGUCGAGGGAGGGGAUGGGAGGAGUCGUCACAGGGUUUAUUUUGUAGUACCGAUGUUUUCCUCCCCCCCCCAAAACUCUUCCCAUCCCACGUCUCUCCUUUACAGCCAGAGGUCUCAAAAAAAUCGCCCUCCCCCCCCAAAUCCGCGCACCCACCGAGGCGGCUCCCGCACCCAUCCCCGCCCGCACCGCCGGUUCAGAGGUGCCACGCAGCUGGGGGGGGGGAAGGGGACCCGGGGAGCCGGCCCCUCCGGGAGGGGGCAGCCGGAGCGGCCUUCCUAAGGGAUCUCACCUCCUACCCCCGGGGCCACCCCUCCCUCCCAGGCCCGGAUCCCUCGGCGCCUCCAUUUUUGUUCCGGGCCCCGGGAGGCAGGGGCUCCGGGGUGGGCAGGAGGGGUCCGAGGGAUCCGGUAAUUCUCGCCCGCCCGCCGCCCGCCGCGGGGAGCGGGGCGCCGCGCCCCCUCCUCCCUCCCUGCCUCCCUCCUCCCGGCCCGCACCCCGGCAUCCCCUGCCACCUUCCUCGGGGUCUCCCCCCCUCCCGCCCCUUGUUGCUAAGGCCCGGACCGUCAUCCCAGCAACAGCCUCAGUCAUGUGACCGGCAAUGGCGGCGCGGACGGGAGCUCUGGCCAGCUGAAUGUGGAAGUAGAGAGACUUCUGGCACCACUCCCAUGGUCUUUUCAGGCCACACGAUCUCCAAGUAGCAGGGAAAAGGAGCGAGCCUGCAUGCCAAUUCUAAGCUCUUCCGGAUCAAAAAUGGCAGCCUGCGGAGGCACCUGCAAGAACAAAGUGACCGUCUCCAAGCCCGUGUGGGACUUCCUGAGCAAGGAGACCCCAGCCCGGCUGGCCCGGCUCCGGGAGGAGCACCGAGUGUCCAUCCUCAUCGAUGGAGAGACUUCCGACAUCUACGUGCUCCAGCUUUCCCCGCAGGGCCCUCCCCCGGCCCCUCCCAAUGGGCUCUACCUGGCCCGCAAGGCUCUCAAGGGGCUACUGAAAGAGGCCGAGAAAGAGCUGAAGAAAGCUCAGAGGCAGGGGGAGCUCAUGGGCUGCCUGGCUUUGGGGGGUGGUGGGGAGCACCCUGAGCUGCACCGCCCAGGUCCGCCUCCUCUUCGGGCAGCCCCGCUCCUGCCCCCAGGAGCACGCGGGCUCCCCCCUCCCCCUCCCCCCCUGCCCCCUCCACUCCCUCCGCGUCUUCGGGAGGGGGCUGAAGAGCAGGAGAGCAUCUGCCCCAUCUGCCUGGGGGAGAUCCAGAACGCCAAGACGCUGGAGAAGUGCCGCCACUCCUUCUGUGAGGGCUGCAUCACGAGGGCCCUGCAGGUGAAGAAAGCCUGCCCCAUGUGUGGCCGCUUCUACGGGCAGCUGGUGGGCAACCAGCCCCAGAAUGGGCGGAUGCUGGUCUCCAAGGAUGCCACCCUCCUGCUACCCAGCUAUGAGAAGUACGGCACCAUUGUCAUCCAAUACGUCUUCCCGCCCGGUGUCCAGGGGGCUGAACACCCGAACCCCGGAGUUCGGUAUCCUGGUACCACACGGGUGGCCUACCUCCCGGACUGCCCCGAGGGCAACAAGGUGCUGACCCUGUUCCGAAAGGCAUUUGACCAGCGCCUCACCUUCACCAUUGGCACGUCCAUGACCACAGGGAGACCCAACGUCAUCACUUGGAACGACAUCCACCACAAGACCAGCUGCACAGGGGGACCCCAGCUGUUUGGGUAUCCGGACCCCACCUACCUGACUAGGGUGCAAGAGGAACUGAGAGCCAAGGGUAUCACAGAUGACUGAAGGCCACCCCCCUUUGCCAAGGCCCCCCGCUGUCCUCUUCCACUAGGAUCCAACGGAAGCCUCCGUUCUCCUCUCUCUCUGCCCCCACACCACCCACACGAGGGGAUCUGUGCGACUGAGGUGGGAGUUCAGGGGGGGGGAAGGGGACCGUCCCUUCCCCUGCCCCCCCAUUGGCCAAGUGCUUCUGUGGCCUGUGAGCCACGCCCUCUGCAGCAGAGGCUGGUUCGGGGCUCCCUCCCUGCACUCCGUGUACAUACUCUAUACCCUGCUCCCCCAGCGUCCUUGGCUUUUCCCGGUAUGCACUGUUGUCCAGUGACUGGGCUGAGAAAGGACCUGGGUAGGGGACGGAGGUCUCGAGCCCCGGCCCCUGGACACUGUACUGUCUCACCUUGGACUGAAUUAGCUGCCACCCCCAGCCAGCUGUGUGUUAAGAUAACAGUAGUCCUACCUUAACGGGAUCCUUUCUCUCCUGUGUCUGUCUGUCAGUCUGUCUUUCUCUCGCUCUUCUCUACCCCUAUAAGGAGCCUCCUCACCCUGUUCUGGAAUUGCUGCCAGACUGUAGCUUUUAAUUUAAUAAAAAUAAAGUAAAAUAUGCAACUCGA